Molecule: messenger RNA, 1120 nt
Organism: Phalaenopsis equestris
Lineage: Eukaryota; Viridiplantae; Streptophyta; Magnoliopsida; Asparagales; Orchidaceae
Exons: 6
Coding region: 72-905 (277 amino acids)
Source: RefSeq, a predicted model, not a curated record
AAUGUCACGGUCGGAGAAGGAGCUCUUGUAGAGGUCCUUAAAUUCUUUGCUAUUGGCGCUUUCUCUAGAGGAUGAUAACUGAUGAGUCUCUUCCAAUGGCGGCUCCUCUCAAUAUAGCGGCGGCGCUUAUAUUCAUCUUCGCCACUCUGUUCGCUUUUCUCAUUGACCGAUGGAGGCGUCGCCGCCACGACCCCUCCGCCGAAUCCCCGUCGUUGGAGCUGAAAACCGCUGGCGAGAUGCCUCUGCUUCGGCCCCCGCUCUCCUCUGUAGGCGGAGAAGAGGGAGAGAAACAGAGGGUGGAGGAUGGGAGGAGGAAGAAGAGAGGCAGGAAGAAGCGAACGGAGACUAGACUGGAAGGCGGCGAGGAUGCCGUCGUGUGCCGCACGAGUGAGUUAGGGGGAAGGGAUUCCCCCUAUCCGUUUUCCUCAUACUCGAGCGCGACUCAGAGGAAGAUUAAGAUGAAGUACGAUGAGCUUGUGAAGUCCAACCAGGAGAAGGAAUUGACCAUGGCUCAGGUAGGACAGUGCGUGAACUGCCUUGUAGAUGCAAGAAAUGAACUACAACACAAGUUUGAGAUCAUCCAACGAAGUCUUAAGAUUAAAAAGGCAUUACUGUUCAAGGCGGACAAAUCAUCUUUUGAUAGACUUUGCCAGCAGGUAUACAAGUUAGAAGCAGAACACAGGAGGUUAGUGGAGGAUGCAGCUGUGUAUAAUCUCCUCCAGGAGCAGAUUAGGCUAUCGCCAGCAUACAAGACGAUACUAGAGGUUGGUGCUAGCAUGGAGCCCAAGGACCCCGUGGAAGAAGCAACCGAGUUUUCUGAUACAUCGUUUGAGGAGUUAUUAGCUCGCGAGAAAAAAGAUUCAUUUUGGCAUAAAAAUGGCAAGCUUAGAGCAGCUACAAAUUAGAAAUAUUGAAGGUCUCCAACUUAGUCAUUUGUUGAUCUAAAUUUUAAUAGUUUGAUGAGUUUUGAGUUUCUUUUGAUCAUUGACCAUCUCAGGGUGCUGAUUGUAGAUUUUUAGAUAAGCAAAAAAUUGUUGAGGAAGCUGAAACUCUAAUUUCUAGAACCUUGAUCUUACAUGGAAUAUAAAUGGAUCUAUCGUUGGUUGCAGUAAUUCAUCUC